UUGAUAUAUUUCGCCAUUCCAAAAUCUUUUCUUACUCCCCAAUCUAACUUUCUUGCAAUCCCUUCCGAAGAAUCGCAUUAAUCUUCUUGCAGGUUGAUUAAUUUGCUUAUUUGAUCGAUUCGUAGUUGUUUGCACAACUCAACUUUUGGCCACAAUCUUCCUAUACCAACUGUUUGUUGGUUUUCUGGAACGAUCGGAUUGGGGUUUGUACAGUGGGCGAAUAUGAUGAUCAGAAUCCGAAGCCGCGACGGUUUGGAGCGGGUUUCGGUCGACAAUCCGGCCGCCACCGUCGCCGAACUCAAGUUCGCGAUCGAGUCGCAGCUCCGAGUUCCCGUCCACGCCCAAAUCCUUUCAACUAACCAGAAUCUGCUCCUGGCGAAAGCCCCAGGCGAUUUGAACAAGUUCACAGACAUGCUCGAUCCCAACGCUAGGGUUUCCGCACUGGGUAUAUCCCACGGUUCGAUCGUGUUCUUAGCUUACGAGGGCGAGCGCACUGUCGCCGGGCCGGCUUUUCACCCAUCGGGAUCCUUCGGGAAGAAGAUGACUAUGGACGACUUGAUUGCGAAGCAAAUGAGGAUUACGCGGCAGGAGAAUCCGCAUUGUGAGCUCGUGUCGUUCGAUCGAGAUGCUGCGAACGCGUUCCAGCACUAUGUGAAUGAAAGUUUAGCUUUUGCUGUGAAGCGCGGCGGAUUUAUGUACGGGACGGUGUCGGAGGAAGGGAAGGUGGAGGUGGAUUUUAUCUAUGAGCCUCCUCAGCAGGGGACAGAGGAUAAUUUGAUACUUCUAAGGGAUCCUGAAGAAGAGAAGUUUGUUGAGGCUAUAGCACUGGGGCUGCAAAUGAGGAAGGUGGGGUUUAUAUUUACCCAGACUAUUAGCCAGGACAAGAAGGAUUACACAAUGUCGAAUGCUGAGGUUUUGCAGGCCGUGGAGUUGCACGCCGAGGGGGAUUUGAAAGAGUGGGUUACAGCUGUGGUGAAGCUUGAGGUGAAUGAGGAUGGUGGAGCAGAUGUGCAUUUUGAGGCUUUUCAGAUGAGUGAUAUGUGUGUUAGGUUGUUUAAAGAAGGGUGGUUUGAGACUGAGGUGAAAGGGGAGAUUGAUCCGAAGCUGUCGAGGAUGAAGAAAGAUGUGGUGGUUGGGGGGAAGGAUGUUACGAGUGUGGACAAUGAUUUCUUUCUGGUGGUUGUCAAGAUCUUCGAUCACCAGGGUCCUCUGGCAACUACAUUUCCAGUCGAGAACAGAAGAAUUCCAGUGUCGCCGGGUGCACUAAGGUCCCAUCUGGACAGGAGCAGGAAUCUGCCAUUCGUGAAACGGAUUUCUGAUUUUCACCUACUGCUCUUCCUUUCCAAAUAUCUAGACGUCAACAGCGAUGUCCCUGCCUUAUCUGGCUGUGUAAGGGCGCAGGCUACAGUGCCGGAAGGAUACCAGCUACUGAUUGAGUCCAUGGCCAGUGCUUGUUAAGAUUACCGACCCACAAUGGGCUCUCGCCUACGCCUUGGCAGAUAAGUGAACAAAAGAAAGAAACUGAAUCCAAACAUCUCAGAUACUUUUUGGUCUGUUUGGGUGAAAUAUAUGCUAUAUAUAUAUAUAUAUAUAUAUGACUAUGUACCCUUUUGUCAAGUAUAGUUUCUUCUCUUGCUUUGGUAUUUAUUCGGACAUUAACACCCUUACUCUUGAUUUAUUUAUCCAUUUUAUGUUCUCAA
Molecule: messenger RNA, 1700 nt
Organism: Andrographis paniculata
Lineage: Eukaryota; Viridiplantae; Streptophyta; Magnoliopsida; Lamiales; Acanthaceae
Product: NPL4-like protein 1
Exons: 2
Coding region: 223-1458 (411 amino acids)
Biological process (GO): ubiquitin-dependent protein catabolic process
Cellular component (GO): nucleus
Molecular function (GO): ubiquitin binding; ubiquitin protein ligase binding
Source: RefSeq, a predicted model, not a curated record